Acaulospora morrowiae is the source of this 689-nucleotide messenger RNA. The record is from the annotation of a GenBank genome assembly. Lineage: Eukaryota; Fungi; Glomeromycota; Glomeromycetes; Diversisporales; Acaulosporaceae.
CUCGUAAAAGAUGGUAUGAAAUUAGAAAUUUAGGUGCCCCUGAAUACGAUAAAAAUUUUUCUUAUGCAGAAAAUGACUGGGAGAGGAUAAAACUUUGGAUUGAAAGGGCAACAGGACAAUUUUUAUAUGCUUUUGAAUCGAUUCGAAAUCUAUUGCUAGGGAGUUGUGAUGAACGUCAAUGGUUUGGAGAUUAUUUAGUCCCACUAAUACAAGGAGUUUUAACAUUAGAUAAUAAACUUUAUGUUUUAUGGGGGGAGAUUUCUGUUCAAGCAUCUUUACGUCGCCGAAAUAAAAAUAAGGACAUACUUGUUGAACAGCUUGAACGAAGUCAUCAAGUAGAUCUUUUAUGCAAAUAUGAACAAUAUGAGAUUGCUUGUGUAUUAGCUUGUGGUGGACCUCAUUCCAACGGUUUAACAAAACUUGCUUCUGACAAAUUCCAUCUUACAAGAAUUAUGAAGGAUAUGCUUGAUGAUUUAAGGUUAAAUCUCCAUAAAGCUAGAAAAGAUGGAUCGCGACUAUAUAUAAUUGGAAUUCAGGGUUUGCUUAAUUCCUUGGUCCAGGAACUUGAGACCGCUAUUAAUGAUGAUGAAGAUGGAUUUAAAACUCCUCCAAGAAUUUUAUUAUCAAAUAGUAUGGAGACUAACGAAACACCACAAAAGAAACCAAAAAGAAAAAGAAAAUACGAUUAG